CCUACCUACAAAUCUUGGAUCUUUCUUCUUGUCCAGAAUCGAAUCCCGUAAAGUUACCAUCUUUUUUUUUUUUUUGGCUUUUCCCAUAUUAGAACAAACAUCGCCCCUCCACAGAAUUACUACUCUUUCUAACCAAAAUGGAGCACAAGUAUAUGCUGGCAUUAAUCAUAGGGCUGUCUUUAUCAGGAGCUGCCGCAAUUCUUUUCCUGAUGAUCUACUGUUGCUGGAAGAAGACAGAACAAAAUGUCCCAAAAGAUUUAGAAGCCGGCUUUGAGUUUAAAGAAAGAGAGGCGGGAACGGAUAGAGAAGACUUGAUCAGGUUUCAGGGUGCUGAAGAUCUCAGUGUAUAUGAUAUCCUUGAAGCUCCAGGUGAAGUGAUAGGAAAAUCUAGUUAUGGGACUUUGUACAGGGCUAAUUUGCUGCGUACUAACUCACUUGCUCUGCUGAGAUUUCUGAGGCCUACUUGUACAUUGAGGAUGAAGGAAGUUGUGCCGAUUGUGCAAUUAUUGGGAUCUUUAAGGCAUCCAAAUUUGGUGCCCCUCUGUGCAUUUUAUGCAGGGUCCAGAGGAGAAAAGCUGCUGGUUCAUCCGUUUUACCAGUGGGGCACCUUGGCCCAACUUAUAAGAGAUGGAAACGGGGAAGCACACAGAUGGCCAAUCAUAUAUAGGUUAUCCCUGGGUAUUGCUAAUGGUUUAAAUUAUCUUCACAAUGAUUUGGAGAUGCCCAUAAUUCACGGAAAUAUAAAGUCAAAGAAUAUACUACUCGAUCGGCAUUGCCAACCAUAUCUCUCAGAUUUUGGCCUGCAUCUCCUUUUGAACCCAACCGCAGGGCAGCAAAUGCUUGAUGCUUCUGCUGCUGAGGGAUACAAAGCACCUGAGUUGAUAAAAAUGAAAGACGUUAACGAAGAGAGCGACGUUUACGGCUUUGGAGUCAUCUUGCUGGAACUACUAACAGGAAAGGAACCAAUUGAUGACAACCCCACCCCUGAUCAAGAUUUUCACCUGCCAAAUGCUAUUAGGACCGCAAUUCUAGAUGAUCAAAUUACUGAAUUGUACCAUCCAGACAUUAUUCUUAACGAAAGCAGUGACCAAAGGGUAGUUACCAAAGAUCGCAUCCUCGUACUGUUCCAACUGGCUAUGGCUUGUUGUUCUCCUUCACCUUCUCUUAGACCUGAUGUGAAGCAGAUACUCAGCAAGCUUGAAGAAAUAAGAAAAUGAGAAUCUUGGUUGAUUUCUUCUGAAAUAUUGACCGUUGAUGUUCAUGAAAAUCAGUUAGUUGGCUUAACCGAGAUUUAUUUGGUGAUCAUGGCACUAGUAUUAGGACGAAUUGGCUAUCUUCUGCUGAUGAAUAGAAAUCUUAAAAGCAUUCUAUCCUGCUCUGAGAGAAUUUGUGUCCAUGUAUUGAGAUGAUGAUAAGGAAAGGAUUGGGAAUGUUCCUUGCGAGCUCUAGCGUAGACGGUAGACUAGCAUUUCAGUUCACUAAAUCAGCAUUCCCUUUUCAGGUUUUGGGAUUAAAGAUGGAAAAGUUCUGCCUGCAAGGUAAAAUGUUUCAUUCUAAUGACUUGGGGGGAUGAACUGAAAGUACAGUAUCCGGUGACAUAUAGCUUAUGCUAAUGAUGUCACAACUCUCGACCAGGUCUAAUGGGGAUCUUCUGGGAAUGUACUUUGAGAAAGAGCAAUGCCCAGCUAAGCGGACUGGAAGAGAAGUGAAAAAGGAGAAGAGAUUGAAGAAGAUGGUCAACAGAAUCAGCAAAUUUCACGGUUGAUUUUUCUUUGUGGCCAGACAUUGUACACAUAACAAACAUAUUAUUGGCUAUUAUUUUUUUUA
This is a messenger RNA of Coffea eugenioides, 1827 nucleotides long. RefSeq names its product putative kinase-like protein TMKL1. The coding region runs from base 138 to 1217 and encodes 359 amino acids. Gene Ontology annotation, molecular function: protein kinase activity; ATP binding. The record is from RefSeq and is a predicted model, not a curated record. The transcript has 2 exons. Gene Ontology annotation, biological process: protein phosphorylation. Lineage: Eukaryota; Viridiplantae; Streptophyta; Magnoliopsida; Gentianales; Rubiaceae.